AUGGAUUCAGAUGAAGGGGAUGGAGGCCUCGAAAUCAAAAUUGUACCACCAGAGCUUUACGACUCGGCCCGGGCAAAAAUUGAUGCCAACCUCCGCUGGCUUUUCGCCAAAGCGUAUGGAGAAGAUUGCGUCCCCGAUGACCUCAGAGAUCCCUUCUACGUAGACCAGUAUGGCGUCGAGCACAUCAAGCCUCCCGUGCUGGAGCUGCUGCUGUCGGUUGAGCUGUACUCACGCGUGUGCAUGUUCCUCUCGCUGGGCGAGCAGUCGGCCACGCGCCACACGCACCUCUCCGUCCUGCAGGUGCUCGCCCGCCAGUCCAUCGACGUCCUCGAGCCCGACGGGACUCCCGUCACGCACCACGACCUGGCCUCCACCCCCAUCAGGAUGAGCUCUCAUAUCCCGCUGAUCGAUGCUCUGAUGAUGGCAUGUACGAUGGAGAUGGUGAAUGUAGAGCGGGUGAUGUCGAGCAUCAAGCGCUUCUCAUCCUACAGCUCCACCAAAGAACUCCAGGUUCCCCUGCACAUGGAGGAGGCCAUGCUCUUCUGGAUCAACAAGGUUAUUUCAAGAACCAGGGAGAUCUGUGAAAAAGAACUCAAGCUAAAACAACAACUGAUGGACUCACCAUGUCAUCAAAAGGUUCGAUACCGAAGAGACCAUGUGUCUAGUCGUAUUCUUCCUCAUCUUCCACUGGUGGAGGAUUUGAUGAAGGACCUGUGUAACGGUGCUGCCCUGCUGAUCAUCAUCCACUACUACUGCCCUGAAUACAUGAGAUUGGAGGAUAUCUGUCUGAAGGAGGUUCUGUCCAUCUCUGAUAGCAUUUAUAAUCUUCAGCUCCUAAAGGAGUUCUCCAGUGAGUACCUGAACAGGUGUUUAUACCUGAGCAUUGAGGACUUGCUGUACGCUCCAGCAGUGCUGAAGCACAACAUGAUGGUGUUUAUAGCAGAGCUGUUUUGGUGGUUCGAGGUUGUAAGGCCAGAGUUCGUGAAACCCAGAGAUCCACAAGAGAUCAAAGAUGUGAGAGCAUCGACACAGGCAAGGAGUUCCCGCUUCCACUUACCAGUCUCAAAUGCUGCAAAGCGAAGCUUCUUAAGCUCCUCCCCUUCUGUGGACUCCCUGUCGACAGGACCUGUUCAUGACACCUAUAUCAGGUAUAAAUUAUACACAAAGAGGUUGGCAUCUGGUACCAAAGCAAGUCCAUCAUAUUCACUCCUUUCACUGAAACAGAGACAACAGAAGCCUCUCCACAUGGAGGAGGCUGGAGAGUUUAGAAACAGGUCUAAUUCUCUCUCACGUAUGGACGGGCACAAUCCUGGUCCUGGUCUUGGUCCUGGUCCUAGUCCUCUAUCCCGGCUGGCCUGGAUGGAGAAAAAACAAAGACCGCUGUCGCAGCUAGAAACAGAUUGGGAGCACGUAUGCGUGGACAACAUCAGCUUGACACGCUCCAUCAGCAAAGACAGUCUAGCGUCCAACGUCAUUUCAGUCACCCCACGUCAUCGCAUUAAUGGCCAGCCCUCCCCCAGUUUGGUCCGCAGGCAUGACAGCGUGGAAAAGGAUGAGGAACUUGUUGCCGUGAUGGGUCCGGAAACCCGUUCUGAGGGCUUUUUCCUUGAGCCUUUGCAGCCGGCGGUUUUAAGACCCAAUAAGGAGAAACUCACGGCGGUCAGUAAACAAGAUGAAAGCGGAGAGGGACGAACUCGGAGAAGACGGGGAGGUCACCACAUGUUAAUAAACCAAAGCUUUUCACCCAUUGAUACUGUUGAACCACAAAAUGUGACGCACUCCGCGGGCUUCUUUCUACAUGGAACCACACAGGACAUAAGAGUGGCCGAGCAAACACCUCCGGACGAAGACUCGGACUCGGAGAUCGGAGACGAAGACGAGGAAGACGACACUGAAAAGCAGGAUUGCGAAAGAAUACUAUUUUUUACUCCUAGUAAAAAGAUCAAGUGCCUGGACCAACGAAAGGAUGAAGGAGAAUCCAUGAAGCUAUGCGAGGACGUACGAGUGCAAGAGCAUGGGGACAAAGAUGGCACCAGUGGACGAUGCAGUCCGAGCUCGCUCUCUCAAGCCAGCAGCACGUCUACUGGCACCGGUCGCGUCACCAGCUUUGCCGAAAGGCGAUUGCAACACGUCACGAUGCCAGACGGUUACAGCACUGGUAGUACCUCGUAUGCUACGACUCCAGAUGGCUCCGACACUGGCACUCUAAGCCCUGAUGGUAAAGGCGGCAUGGCGUCAGAUCUCAUCCAUUUAAAACUGCAACUGGAGGAGAAGCGGCGGGCUAUCGAGGCUCAGAAGAAAAAGAUGGAGGUCCUGGCGGCACGGCAGAGGAUCCAGCUGGGCAAAGCGGCCUUCCUGAACGUGGUUAAAAAGGAUCGGAGUGACACGCUGCCCCAUCCAGGGAAACAAGAAGCGCUGGCGAUGAAGGUGAAGAAGGUGGCAAAGGAUGACGCAUGCGUCGAGGUGUUGAAGGCCAAGAGCAAGGAAAAUGGAAACAACCUGAAUAAAGACAGACAAGGUGCGAAGGUUGCAGCUUCACCAACGGCUAGUUCUGAUAACCGCACAAGAGAGGUGGAGGACUGUGAGGAAGCAGGUGGAAACCUAGACCUAAGCGAGUGCAGCCACUCAAUUGAGCUUCUGAACGAGGCCAUUGGUUCGAUCCAGCAGCAAAUGAUGCAGCUCUCAGUCCAGCAGGAACUGCUCAUGAGGCAAACCCUCAAAUCACCACAGCAGGAAUAUGUCAAGAAACCUCAUCCUCCUCACGAACCAGACACCAAGCCUCGCUCCUCCAUGCAAUUUGUGGAAAUCUCCACAGCAAAGCGAGCACCCCCAAAGCUCAGCAUGUCUCGAAGUUCUCGGACCAAACCCUCCGAGCUCAAGCUCAACAAAGACUGUGCCCAUCGAGCAGGCUCAAAGAGCAGCACCCGGACGCCUGGCGGCGACGCCAGACUGUCGCCAGACUGUAAGACACCCGUAGCUGAGAAUGAAGAAGAGGGCGGAGCCAGAAUAAAUAGCCGCACCCCAAGCCGGGGCGGAGCCCGAAACACCACGUUCCGGGUCCAUAGUUUUGGGAACCAGAGAUCAGAGGGGUUAGAGAUGCCCAAACCAGAAUCGCCAGUGGUGGAGGAGCAGAGAGGGUUAGAGAAGGACGACGUUUCAGAUAUGAGUGAGGAGAAAAAAGCCCAGCUGAUCGAGGUGGACCUGUCCGAACUGGCUGAAGCUCCUGACUCCAGUGAACAAAAAGCAGGAAUGGGCUUCUUUUUUAAGGAUGACCAAAAGGCAGCGGAUGAGAUGGCUAAGAAGCGUGCUGCAUUUCUGUUGAAGCAGCAGAAGAAGGCUGAGGAGGCACGUCUUCGCAAACAGCAGCUGGAGGCCGAAUCGGAGCUGAAACGUGAUGAAGCCAGGCGUAAAGCGGAGGAGGACCGGGUACGUAAAGAGGAGGAGAAGGCGCGUCGGGAGCUUAUUAAGCAGGAGUACCUGCGCAAAAAACAGCAGGAACUGAUGGAGGAGCAGGGUGUGGCCAAGCCCCGUCCACAUAGAAGAAAACCUCGGCCCAGGUCACUCCACCGUGGCCAGUCCGGCACAACCACCCCUGUAAGUUUGUGUGCCGCUCCAUCAGGUUCCUCACUGUCGUUGGCCUCUGCCGCUACGGAAGCAGACAGCGUCACUUCUGGAGGAGGCUCACAGAGGUGUGUGGGUGAGUCAGUUGAGUCAUUUCCAACGUUGAGCCGAAAUGCUAGCAGAAACAUGGAGAGAGACUGGGAGAAUGGCUCUACAGCUUCUUCCAUCGCCUCUGCAGCAGAGUACAGUGGGCCAAGGUUGUUCAAAGAGCCCAGUGCAAAAUCCAAUAAACCAAUCAUCCAGAAUGCCAUCGCCCACUGCUGUCUGGCAGGGAAGGUCAAUGAAGCCCAGAAAACUUCUAUCUUAGACGAAAUCGAGCGAUGUGAGGCGAACCAUCUGAUGAUCCUGUUCCGCGAUGGUGGCCGCCAGUUCCGGGCGGUCUACGUGUUCGUGCCCGAUACAGAAGAGCUGGUGAAGUUGACCGGAACGGGCCCCCGUGCCAUCACGCGCAAAAUGAUCGACAUUCUCUUCAAGUACAGCUCGGACCGCAAGCAGUUUACCAUCAUCCCAGCCAAAACGGUCUCAGCCAGCGUGGACGCCAUCACCAUUCACAACCACUUGUGGCAGAUCAAGCGGCACCACAGCUCUACCAAGAGGAAGUGA
Messenger RNA from Trichomycterus rosablanca, 4224 nucleotides. It is a transcript of the gene camsap1a, whose product is annotated as calmodulin regulated spectrin-associated protein 1a. The record is from RefSeq and is a predicted model, not a curated record. The transcript is spliced from 17 exons. Gene Ontology annotation, biological process: neuron projection development; cytoplasmic microtubule organization; negative regulation of microtubule depolymerization. The coding region runs from base 1 to 4224 and encodes 1407 amino acids. Gene Ontology annotation, cellular component: microtubule minus-end. Gene Ontology annotation, molecular function: spectrin binding; calmodulin binding; microtubule minus-end binding. NCBI's taxonomy places the organism in Eukaryota, Metazoa, Chordata, Actinopteri, Siluriformes, Trichomycteridae.